AUGGAAAUGGCUUUUACUGCACAGCUGCUUCUGCUGUCCUCAUUGUUUCUACAACCAGUUCUAGUGCUUUCCCAAACUAAUGGUAGCAUAGCAGUUGGUGGUUCUCUUACUGCAACUGCAGAAGGAAACUCCUCCUCAUCAUGGCUUUCUCCAUCUGGUGAUUUUGCCUUUGGAUUUCGGCCACUUGGAAACAAUGAUCUUUUCUUGCUUUCAAUAUGGUAUGCCAAAAUACCAGACAGAACCAUAGUUUGGUAUGCAAAUAAUAAGCCUGCAGUUGCACCAGCUGCACCUCUGGGAUCAACUGUGAAUUUGACUGCUCACAGUGGACUAGUGCUCACAAGUCCUCAAGGCAAAGAGUUAUGGAAAUCUGAAACCAUAGUUGGUGUUGUUGCUAAUGGGGUUUUCAAUGAUACCGGCAACUUUGUUCUUGAAGAUGACAGUUCAAAGAAGUUGUGGGAGUCUUUCAAGAAUCCUACUGAUACUAUAUUGCCAGGACAGAUAAUUGAAACAGGAGGAAGCCUUGCUUCUCGACAAUCGGAGACUAACUAUUCCAAAGGACGGUUCCAGCUACGGUUGCAGCAAGACGGGAACCUUGUGCUCAACUCCAUAAACUUCACAACAGGGUCUACUAACACACCGUAUUAUGGAAGCGCCACUACCACAGGGACAGUGCCAGGAAGUGAAGGUAAACAGUUGGUUUUCAAUGACUCAGGCUACUUGUAUGUCCUGAGAGAGAAUGGUGGAAAAUACACUCUCACAUGGGGAAAUAGGGUCUCAGCAAUGGCCUAUUAUACUAGAGCAACUCUCAACUUUGAUGGGGUUUUUGCUCAGUAUGUUCACCCAAAGACUUUUUCUGGCAAUGCAAGCUGGGAACCUCUUUGGUCACUGCCAGAAAAUAUUUGCCUGGAUAUUGAUGCUGAUUCAGGUCCUGGGGUUUGUGGGUUCAACAGUAUCUGCGCACUCAGUGCAGCAGAUAAGAGGCCAAAAUGUGAAUGCCCAAGAGGGUUCUCUUUGCUUGAUCCAAAUGACCUAUAUGGAAGCUGCAAACCCAAUUUCAUACAAAGCUGUGAAGAAAAAGAAGAAGAGCAUCUAUAUGAUGUUCAGAUGCUAACAAAUACUGAUUGGUUAACCUCAGAGUAUUCGCGUUUGGAGGAAUUUACUGCAGACAACUGCAGUGAGUCCUGCAUUCAAGAUUGUUUAUGUGGUGUUGCUAUUUACAGCAAUCAAACCUGUUGGAAAAAGGAGUUGCCCCUCUCAAAUGGGAGAGUGGAUAGCAGUCUACGUGCAACGACCUUCAUCAAAUUCAGGAAGGACAAUUCAACUCUACCAGUCCCUCCAUCGCCAAGUCCAGAUGAUAAGAAGAAUAACAAGACCACCUUCACGGGUAUACGACCGGUGAUUUUGGCUACCGCUCUCUUGGUUUGUCUUGUGUUAAUUGCUGCUGCAUUUUCUCUUGGACUGUUCUUUACUUUUCAGAAAAAACAGGUCAGGAUUAUGCAAAGUGGUUUGAACAUAAGUUUGCGUCCUUUCAGUUACCAAGAGCUUCAGGAAGCUACAAAUGGAUUCACGGAAGAAUUAGGAAGGGGUUCUUUUGGGGUAGUUUACAAAGGAAUAAUACAAAAUGGUUCUCAAGUCCAAGUGGCAGUGAAGAAGCUACACUGCGUGAUACAAGAUGGUGAUAAGGAAUUCAAGACAGAAGUGAAUGUAAUUGGGAAGACACAUCACAAGAAUCUGGUACGUCUGCUUGGAUAUUGUGAUGAGGGACAACAACGUUUACUAGUAUAUGAACUCUUGAGCAAUGGCACAUUAGCAAGCUUCCUUUUUGCUGAUGUCAAACCAAGUUGGGGGCAACGAAUCGAAAUUGCUUAUGGAAUUGCCAAAGGACUUGAGUACUUGCAUGAAGAGUGCAGCACCCCAAUCAUCCAUUGCGAUAUAAAGCCUCAGAACAUACUUCUUGACGAUUAUUACACUGCCCGGAUCGCUGAUUUUGGAUUGGCAAAGCUUUUGAUGAUGAAUCAGAGCCACACUCAUACUGCCAUCCGAGGAACAAAAGGGUAUGUUGCACCCGAGUGGUUUAGGAACAUGCCAAUCACUACCAAAGUUGAUGUGUAUAGCUUUGGUGUUGUACUACUAGAGAUCAUCUGCUGUAGGAGAAGCGUCGAUGUGGAAAAUAGCUGCGAAGGGAAAGCGAUUUUAACCAAUUGGGUUUAUGAUUGCUACCAAGAAGGAAAAAUAGAUGCUGUUCUAGAUCACGAAACUGAGGCUUUGCAUGAUAAAAAGAAUCUGGAAAAGAUUGUGAUGGUUGCUAUUUGGUGCAUCCAAGAAGACCCGGCUCUUCGGCCGACUAUGAGGAAGGUUGUGCAGAUGCUUGAAGGAGUAGUGGAAGUGCAUGCUCCACCAUGUCCUUCCUCAUACACCAGAGCAGCCUGAAACGAGCUUUCUUAUCUUUGUAUC
Molecule: messenger RNA, 2454 nt
Organism: Prunus mume (Japanese apricot)
Lineage: Eukaryota; Viridiplantae; Streptophyta; Magnoliopsida; Rosales; Rosaceae
Product: G-type lectin S-receptor-like serine/threonine-protein kinase RLK1
Biological process (GO): protein phosphorylation
Molecular function (GO): protein serine/threonine kinase activity; ATP binding
Source: RefSeq, a predicted model, not a curated record